CAUCAUUCCAUCAUCUGUUUUAUCUUUACAUCUAUGAUCAAUUUAUACUCGAAUACUGUCUGCCUGUGGAUUUGAAUAUCUUACAGAAGCACAGCGCAUCCGUGGCUGGAAACCGACUUGGCUCCGCCUGUGUUUGUUUACGUCUUAAAACUGGAUCUUGCGGACCCUGGACGCGUGGACACUGGACCUGGACACUUGGAUCUCUGGGUCAGAUAGCAGACCCGCUGAGGGGAGAGGUUAUUUACACUUUGUACGGGGUCUUGACUUUUAGAUCUGUCGAUUUGCGUUUUAUUUUAAUUGUUGAGGGUUACGGGAAAUCGAAGCUUUUUACACAGUUUGAAUCUGUCAGCGAAAAAGCCAAAGCCAAUUAAGCAUCAAGGCACAGCGCAGCAUUCCAGAGAAACAUUCCAGAAAACACAAAGAUCAAAGAUCCCACAUUCCGAUCAAAAUAAGAUUGCAUGCCGAGCCAAUCCCGCAGUCGAGACCGCCGUCGCGGCGAUCUCUCCCGCCAGAACUGGUAUGACCAGGAUAACGGUGCGGGCGACGGCGACGGUUAUGACCACACGCUAGACGACCGACGAUAUCAGCGGGAGAAUGUUCGGAGAGUGGGUGGUCCGGUACAAGGGUAUGGGAUGCAGCAUGAUUACGACAAUGACGAUAUAGGACUAGAACGGAGUUCGACAUGGAAACACUUGAGUCAUGAUUCGACGAAUAGCGAGUCGCAUUUGCUGAGUGCCGAGGCGCUGGCGAGGAGGCUUGAUAUGGAGCAGGAGGAGGAAGAACGGCUGGACCGAUCUCGAGCGCAGAACGAAAUUCGAAUGGAUAAGAAACGAGGGCGAAAGAGGGGGUUUGUUGCUGGUGGUGAGCAGGAUCUCGAUGAACCAGCGCAGGGGCUACUCAGGGAUGAAACGACGGCUAGAGUGGUCUCUGGUGCUCAUCUGGAAGAAGGGAGGAGUGCGAAUAUGAAGGUUCGACACCGUGGAGGGGGUGGUCCGGCGAUGGAAUCCGCAUGGAAAGAAGGCAGCUGGGUUGGGAGUACCCUUGGUGGAAGUUCUGUUGGCAGUCGGGUCAGCAAGCCAUUCUAUAAGCGCAAGGAAUGGUGGAUUGGGAUGGUGGUCUUGAUUAUCUGUCUGGCUGCCAUUGCUGUUCCCAUUGCGGUGGUGUUUACGAAGAAACACAAGGAUAACCCAGGCUCGACAAGUUCGGAUGAUAAGAAGCCUGCUAACUCGAAUCUGGACGGCCUGAGUCGAGACAUUAUUCCGGAUUAUGCAAAAGAUACAAUCUUGGAUCCAUGGACCUGGUACGACACAACCGACUUUAACGUGACCUUUACGAAUGAGACCGUUGGUGGCCUGUCUAUCAUGGGAUUGAAUUCUACAUGGGACGAUACAGCACAAGCAAACGAGCGCGUCCCGCCCUUGAACGAGUCAUUCCCGUACGGGCAACAACCGAUCCGGGGUGUGAAUAUUGGAGGAUGGCUCUCACUUGAGCCGUUUAUUGUCCCUUCGUUAUUUGAUCCGUACACAGGUAAAGAUUCGGUCAAUGACGAAUGGACACUAUGCAAGAGGCUUGGUAACUCUGCCAACUCCACCCUCGAGAAACACUAUGCCACCUUUAUCACGGAACAAGACUUUGCAGACAUCAAAGAUGCAGGUCUCGAUCAUGUUCGAAUUCAAUACUCCUACUGGGCCGUCAAGACCUAUGAAGGAGAUCCAUAUGUCCCUAAAAUUGCAUGGAGAUAUCUUCUAAGGGCGAUUGAGUACGCCAGAAAAUACGGACUGCGAGUAAAGCUAGACCUCCACGGUCUGCCCGGGAGUCAGAAUGGGUGGAACCACAGCGGCCACCAGGGCAGUAUAAACUGGAUCAUGGGAACAGACGGGGCCUUGAAUCGAAAGCGGUCUCUUGAGCUGCACGACCAGCUGUCCAAAUUCUUCGCGCAGGAUCGCUAUAAGAAUGUUGUCACGAUAUACGGUCUCGUGAAUGAACCACUCAUGCUCACGCUGCCAGUAGAAGAGGUUCUCAACUGGACGACAGAUGCCACCAAAAUAGUGCAGAAGAACAACAUCACCGCGUUGAUUGUUCUGCACGAUGGAUUCCUCAAUCUGAGCAAGUGGAAGAAGAUGUAUAAGACGGACAGACCAGAGCGAAUGAUCCUCGAUACCCACCAAUACACCACUUUCAACACAGGACAGCUUGUCCUGAACCACACGUCUCGAAUCAACCUCGUCUGCAAUGACUGGUACCACAUGAUCCAACAGAUCAACACCACCGACGAAGGUUGGGGUCCAACCAUGUGCGGCGAAUGGUCCCAAGCAGACACAGACUGCGCCAAGUACCUCAACAACGUCAACGGCGGUACUCGCUGGGAGGGCACCUACGGCUCCGACAAAACCAAAUACUGUCCCACCGCCGACACUGGCCCAGCCUGCAGCUGUUCCUCCGCCAACGCCGAACCAGCCGAUUACUCGGACGGAUACAAAAAGUUCCUCCAAACCUACGCUGAAGCACAGAUGGCCGCCUUUGAAACAGCCGAGGGAUGGUUCUACUGGACCUGGCGAACCGAGUCGGCAGCGCAGUGGAGUUAUAGAACCGCGUGGAAGAAUGGGUAUAUGCCGCAAAAGGCGUAUGCGCCUGCGUUUAAGUGUGGCGAUGAUAUGCCUGAUUUUGGUGAUUUGCCGGAGAAUUACUAACCGACACGGUCUUGGAUAUGUGUUGAUUAACGAUUCGAUGUUUGAUAAUAUUAUGUAUGUACAUGAAUGAUUCAGAAUACCACUUGCAAACUGUAUAGCACACGAUAAUGUGUUCCUCCAUGAGAAGCGCAUCCCUGGCACUUGAAGCCUAAGCGACUCUCCCCAGCCACAGGUUUAUUCCAGAAAGCAGCCAGGGUAGGAAGAGGUUUUGCAUUCUAUGAUGUAUU
This is a messenger RNA of Aspergillus wentii DTO 134E9, 2917 nucleotides long. It is a transcript of the gene exg2, whose product is annotated as putative exo-beta-1,3-glucanase. Gene Ontology annotation, cellular component: cell surface; extracellular region. The record is from RefSeq and is a predicted model, not a curated record. Gene Ontology annotation, biological process: glucan catabolic process. Lineage: Eukaryota; Fungi; Ascomycota; Eurotiomycetes; Eurotiales; Aspergillaceae. Gene Ontology annotation, molecular function: beta-glucosidase activity. The transcript has 2 exons. Bases 459 to 2690 code for a protein of 743 amino acids.